Molecule: messenger RNA, 738 nt
Organism: Aspergillus melleus
Lineage: Eukaryota; Fungi; Ascomycota; Eurotiomycetes; Eurotiales; Aspergillaceae
Product: cell wall mannoprotein 1 family protein
Exons: 1
Coding region: 1-738 (245 amino acids)
Cellular component (GO): extracellular region
Source: RefSeq, a predicted model, not a curated record
AUGAAGCUCUCCAUUUUCUCUCUCCUCACCCUCGGCCUCACAGCUGGUACUUUGGCCCAGCCCACCCGCGUUGAGCGCGAUCUCCCUACUGUUACUGGAGUCCUAUCUGGCAUAGGCCCUAAGGUCGAGGCUCUUGACUCCGCCAUCCAGUCCUACUCGGGUGGUGAUGUUGCCAAGGUCCAGAAAGCAUCCGACGACCUUGUUGACGCCAUCAAUGCCGGAACUACCAAGGUCAAGGGUACCUCCGAUCUCAGCACCGGCGAUGCUCUCGGUCUUCCCGGCCCCGUCAACGAGCUCAAGGAGAAGAUAUCAACCACUAUCACCCACCUCUCCAGCAAGAAGUCGCAAAUCGUCAAGGCCGGCAAGGGUGGUCAGACCUACGAUGACUUGACCCAGCAGAAGACCGCGGCCAAAAAGCUUUCCGACACCAUCGUCUCCAAGGUCCCUGAUAGCUUGCAGGAUCUUGCCGGCAGCAUUGCUGGCGGUAUCUCGGAGGCUAUCCAGAAGGGUAUCAAGGACUUCCAAGACCAGGCUGGCAAGGGUGGCUCUUCCAAGGACUCGGCUUCACCCAGUGGCUCUAAGAAGGAAGAGACUAAAGAGGCCCCUAAGGCUCCUGCUCCUUCUCCUUCCAACGAACCUGCCCCUGCUAGCGACCCCGCCCCUUCUAGUGAGCCUGCUCCUGCGAGCAAGCCCGCUCCUGCUGGCGCCCCUGCCGGUGCAUGCGCUGCGGCCUACUAA